Stomoxys calcitrans (stable fly) is the source of this 2156-nucleotide messenger RNA. It is a transcript of the gene Psn, whose product is annotated as presenilin homolog. The record is from RefSeq and is a predicted model, not a curated record. NCBI's taxonomy places the organism in Eukaryota, Metazoa, Arthropoda, Insecta, Diptera, Muscidae. The coding region runs from base 421 to 1980 and encodes 519 amino acids. Gene Ontology annotation, biological process: Notch receptor processing; amyloid precursor protein catabolic process; protein processing. Gene Ontology annotation, molecular function: aspartic endopeptidase activity, intramembrane cleaving. The transcript has 9 exons. Gene Ontology annotation, cellular component: growth cone; lysosomal membrane; cell cortex.
ACUGAUUCACUUUGCAUUUAGAAUUCGUCUGAAGCGGACGCUUCGGGAUUCGAUGCUUAGUCAUCGUUAUACACAGUACAGUUAUAACUGUACAUUGGUUUUAAUUCUGUAUUUUUAAUACACGUGUUUUAAUUUACAGUUGGUGGGGACACCAACUUCGGAAGUACAACCUGGCAUAUAGAGUCGUACUCUGCCAUUUCGAUUAAAGUCCAAAAAAAAAAAAAAAAAAUAACUGAUUAACGCUAGCCAUAAAACUUAGGAAAAGAAACGAAUCCUCAAGGUUUCUAAAAACAAGAACGCCUCCAAAUAAUUUUCUUUCAUCUUAUAUUUCCCUUUUGCUGCUUGUUUUGUACGGAAAAAAAUACAAUCACGGAUUCAAAAAAGAUUUCAAUAGAGGAGCCCGACGAAAGCACCCCUCUAAUGGAAGGCCACGUCGGUCCUCAAAUAAGUUGUAAUAAUUCAUUAACAGGUGGAGCUGAUAGGCGACGGCAACGCGUAGUGGAAUUGGUAAAUAAUUAUGGUGGAACACAAACCGCGGGGGAGGGUAGAGAUCAAUCGGAUGGGGCUAUACUAGAUGUGCCCGGCGUUGAGAUAAGAAGCCGGCGUCAACGUAACACUAACAAUGAUGGUAAUCCAACGGACGCGGCACCGGGGCCUUCUAAUUUACCUAAUCCCCAGGGCGAAGAUGAGGAGCAAGGAUUAAAAUAUGGGGCCCAGCACGUUAUUAAAAUAUUUGCUCCAGUCUCAUUGUGCAUGCUUGUGGUGGUGGCCACAAUUAAUUCCAUUACAUUCUACACAUAUACCGAUACUUAUUUACUGUAUACACCAUUCCAUGAGCAAUCGGAAGAUAAGGGAACGAAAUUGUGGAAUGCCUUGGCCAAUUCGCUUAUAUUACUUACAGUGGUGGUAGUUAUGACCAUUGUCUUAAUUGUGCUCUACAAAAAGCGCUGCUAUAGGGUUAUACAUGGAUGGCUGAUACUAUCCUCCUUUAUGCUAUUGUUUAUAUUCAGUUAUUUGUAUUUGGAGGAACUACUAAGGGCUUAUAAUAUAGCCAUGGAUUACCCUACUACUCUUCUCAUAUUAUGGAAUUUUGGGGUCAUGGGUAUGAUUGCUAUACAUUGGCAAAGUCCUUUGAAAUUGCAACAGGCCUACCUGAUUUUUGUUUCUGCCCUAAUGGCCUUGGUAUUUAUCAAAUACUUACCAGAAUGGACAGCAUGGGCCGUACUAGCUGCCAUUUCAAUAUGGGAUCUUGUUGCAGUGCUUACUCCUAAAGGACCACUGCGCAUUUUAGUGGAGACUGCUCAGGAAAGAAACGAACAAAUUUUCCCUGCCUUAAUUUACUCAUCUACAAUUUUAUACACAUUCAUGGGCACUACUGGGCCUGGACAACAGCGUAAUAAUUCAUCUGGCUCAAAUUCACCUAACUCGCCGCAUACCUCCACUAGUUCUACAUCCGUUUCUCGUCAGACAGGUAACACAGCUCCGAAUGCUGAAGGUAUGCCUCUAGUGACAUUUAAAAUGCGCGGAAAUGAAGCUGCUGGUUUUACUGAAGAAUGGUCUUCGAAUUUGAAUGAACGUGUUGCAAGGCGCCAAAUUGAAGUUCAGGCAAGUACUUCGGAGAAUGCCAAUCGUUCAACAAAUUAUCGCACAGUUACUGCUUCAGAAAAUCGCCAACAGCUGGGUAGUAACAUGACAGAAGCCCAAGAAGAGCGUGGAAUAAAGCUCGGUUUAGGGGAUUUUAUUUUCUAUUCCGUUCUUGUGGGUAAGGCUUCAUCCUAUGGAGAUUGGGCCACCACCAUAGCCUGCUUUGUGGCCAUCUUAGUAGGUUUGUGUUUGACACUGGUCCUUUUGGCUAUUUGGCGCAAAGCUUUGCCGGCUUUGCCCAUAUCAAUAUUCUUUGGACUAUUUUUCUGUUUAAUUACCAGUGUAAUUGUAAAACCUUUUAUGGAAGAGUUAUCCGAUCAACAAGUUUUUAUAUAAAACCCUAGCCGCUGCCGGUUAUUGGCCGAAAAAGAAAAGCAUACAAAUGACACUAAUCUUGUAUUAUAGUAUUCAGUUAUACAAUUAUUUGUAUCUUAAUUUUAAUCAGUAAUAAAAAAGGACUGUUAAUUCUAAUAAAAUAAAGGGAUAACCCCAAAAAAAAAAACUAAACGAAA